Xyrauchen texanus (razorback sucker) is the source of this 1153-nucleotide messenger RNA. It is a transcript of the gene ciao2a, whose product is annotated as cytosolic iron-sulfur assembly component 2A. The coding region runs from base 40 to 513 and encodes 157 amino acids. The transcript has 6 exons. NCBI's taxonomy places the organism in Eukaryota, Metazoa, Chordata, Actinopteri, Cypriniformes, Catostomidae. The record is from RefSeq and is a predicted model, not a curated record.
CGUGCGCAUGCGUGUUUCAAAGAUGGACCGGACCGGAUCAUGGAGCUUGUGUCCGGAAUACUGAACCAAGUUUGGCAUCUGACGGGACUGACCGACGUGACGAACCACAAGAGAAGCAGAAAGAUGGAGGAGAAAGCUCUUGAGGUUUAUGAUGUGAUUCGAACGAUUCGUGAUCCAGAGAAGCCCAACACUCUAGAAGAACUGGACGUGGUGACAGAGAAAUGCGUGGAGGUCCAGGAACUCGGAGACGAUGAAUAUUUGAUCAUCAUUAAGUUCUCCCCGACUGUACCGCACUGUUCGCUGGCCACUCUGAUAGGUCUUUGUUUACAAGUAAAACUGCAACGCUGCCUGCCGUUCAAACACAAGCUGGAGAUUUACAUAACUGAGGGAACGCAUUCAACCGAGGAAGAUAUUAACAAACAGAUUAACGAUAAGGAACGUGUGGCAGCUGCGAUGGAGAAUCCGAACCUGCGGGAGAUUGUGGAACAGUGUGUGACCGAACCAGACGACUGAGUCUGCAAUAAACACACACACACACACACACACACACACCUCUGACACCUGUGGAAAUGAUUUCAGAUUUCAUCCCAUUUCUCGAGAGACGAGACGUUGCUCCGGAUAAAGGAUAAAGGUCUCCACCCUCUCUCUCUCACCGUCUGUUCAUUCAACUUCUCCAUUCGUUCGUUUGUUCUUUCAAGUCUGACUCAAGCUGAGAGACAUAAAACAACUUCCUGCUAAACUUGAGUUCCUGGUUAAACAUCCAAAAUGUUGCAUGAAGUUUUCAUCAUGGGAAGACUUUUAAAGGGACAGUGCACAGUAUUUACUCGCCCUCAUAUGGAAGCCCUGAACCGCACUGUGAAAAGGUUUCAAUAGGUGAAUUUUUUUGAGGUGCCUUACAAAUAUAUAUAUAUAUAUAUAUAUAUUUUUUUUUUUUCUCAAUUUUUUUAAACCGUUAGGUUGCAUAUGUUUCAUACGCCAUUCGUUUUCAAGUGUGACAACUGGAGUUAUUUCAGAUAAUGUGCUUCUUUUAAAUGGUUGGCCCAUGUGAACAUGCACUAGAUGGAUGUCUUUGCCCAUUUCGAAGCCUCUCGCUGUAGUAAGCUCAGUAACGAUGCAUAUCCUCGAGACCGAGGGACAACUGGACGAUGAGGGA